ACUAUACGAUCAGCAAAUUCACUUGAAAUACGUGCCCAGAUUAUCGGGAUAUGUCACUUGCACUGUGCAAAAAAAAUUGUAUAUAAACAAUGCCAAUUAACCACCAUAAAUCAAUCAAUACCAAACAGUAUUGACUAUUCAAUUGAGCAAAACUGAUCAUGAUUGCCUUACUAGCAAUUACCCUGUUGGUAGCCUCGGCGGCGGCUGUGCCCGUACAACAGUCCGAGAUCGAGACCGAAUGGAUGGCAUUCAAGCUAAAAUUCCGUAACGGUGGCGCUUUUGGUAACGACGAAAUGCGCAGGGACAUUUUCGAGAGCACCUACCGAUACGUGGUGGCCCACAACGCCGAGGCCGACCAGGGGCUGCACACCUAUCGGGUGGGCAUCAAUCAGUUCGCCGACAUGACCGAC
Messenger RNA from Medioppia subpectinata, 410 nucleotides. Lineage: Eukaryota; Metazoa; Arthropoda; Arachnida; Sarcoptiformes; Oppiidae. The record is from the annotation of a GenBank genome assembly.